AGUUAAGUAUAUUCUUCCCUCGACUAGAUUCGAACGUUCUAAUCAAACGAAAGGUUAAAUUAUCAGAUUUCUAAACUUUUAACUUGUAUUUUCGAACUUUUCAGGUCAAAAACUAUAAGAUUUGAUAAGUUUUAACAAAAAAAAAAAUAGGCCUCUGAGACAAAGUUCAGCCUACUUCUAAGUAAUUCGUGAAUCGUGAACGUUUGUCUAACGAUGCAUUAUAAUUAUUUAUUUCAUUCACUGUCAAAAACACAGAGGCAAAAAGUAACCUCAAAGUUUGUGCUAUAAACACAUCAAACAAACAGUAUCGGUAGCGCCAUCUUACAGAAACGGUGGGAACUAUUUUCACUUCAAACUUGAGCGUUUUACCACCGAUUGCACCAUUUGAAUCGUGUUGCAGGAUGCCAUCCUAAUUUCGACCAUAGUUGCCAACUUUGGAGAGUUGAGUAACUAAGUGUGAGUUUGUAUAUCGCGUAUCGUAUAGUCGUAUAGAUAUAAUACGCAGACGUAUCACUAAAGUAAAGUUUCCAUAAUAAUAAAAAGACAAUGUUUAUGUGAAGCAAACUACAGUGCGGCUAUCAACUUUGCACGUUUUACUUAAAUACUGGGUCUACGAGACAAAUGUCUGUUUAAUAACAAAAUGGAACAAGUGAAACAGAAAAAACAAUUCAGAGAAUUAAAACAACUACGAGCAUUUCCAGUGGGAAAAUAUGAUACUCUACUUUCCGUGCUUGGGGAGGUAUGUGCAUAUGGACAAUGUAACGCUCCCACAACUGGACUUCAGACAAAUUCUUCUCUUGGAACAACUGGAAUAACUGGAAACAAUGUUGUGACUUCUAAUUCUGUAGGACACGUUCCUGCACAACAAACACACGUUGCUCCACAACCUCCUGAACUACCAAACAAAAUGGAACAAACAGAACAAAACAAACAAUUCAGAGACUUGAAACAACAACCACAUCCAGUGGAAAAAUUUGAUUCUCUUAUUACUGUGCUUGGAGAGGUCUGUGGAUUUGGAUGUAAUGCGCCCACAGCUGGGCCCUCAACAAGUGCUUCUGUUGGAACAGCAGGAGCAACUGGGAGUACUGUUGUGGCUCCUAGUUCUUUAGGACUUGUUCCUACACAACAAACACACACUCCUCCUCAACCCCCUGAACUGCCAAUGUUUUCAUGUCCUCGGAGACCAGAUAUUGGACGUGAAGGCAGACCAAUCAGUUUAAGAGCUAAUCACUUCCAAAUUACAAUACCACGUGGUUAUGUGCAUCAUUAUGAUAUUAACAUCCAACCUGAUAAAUGUCCUCGUAAAGUUAAUAGGGAAAUUAUAGAAACAAUGGUUCACGCGUAUAGUAAAAUAUUUGGAACUCUGAAGCCUGUGUUUGAUGGCAGAAAUAAUCUGUAUACAAGGGAUCCCUUGCCCAUUGGUGCUGAGAAAAUAGAAUUAGAGGUAACGCUACCUGGUGAGGGUAAAGAUAGAGUUUUCAGAGUGGUGAUAAAAUGGGUGGCUCAAGUUUCUCUGUUUGCUUUAGAAGAAGCUCUAGAAGGACGUACAAGACAAAUUCCAUAUGAUGCUAUACUUGCUUUAGAUGUUGUAAUGAGGCAUUUACCAUCUAUGACAUAUACUCCAGUAGGUAGAUCAUUUUUUAGUACACCAGAUGGAUAUUAUCACCCAUUAGGUGGUGGCAGAGAAGUAUGGUUUGGCUUCCAUCAGUCUGUUAGACCAUCUCAGUGGAAAAUGAUGUUGAAUAUCGAUGUCUCUGCAACUGCAUUUUAUAAAGCACAACCUGUCAUAGAAUUUAUGUGCGAAGUAUUAGAUAUUCGAGACAUAAACGAACAAAAGAAGCCCCUUACAGAUUCUCAACGAGUUAAAUUUACCAAAGAAAUUAAAGGUCUUAAAAUCGAAAUUACGCACUGCGGAACAAUGAGACGAAAGUAUAGAGUAUGUAACGUUACACGCAAACCUGCCCAGAUGCAAUCAUUCCCAUUACAAUUGGAAAAUGGACAAACGGUUGAAUGUACUGUUGCAAAAUAUUUCUUAGAUAAAUACAAAAUGAAGUUGCGUUAUUCGCAUCUUCCUUGCCUACAAGUCGGACAAGAACACAAACAUACAUAUUUACCGCUUGAGGUUUGCAACAUUGUUGCUGGACAACGUUGCAUCAAGAAAUUAACUGACAUGCAGACGUCCACCAUGAUAAAAGCCACAGCCCGUUCUGCUCCAGAUCGUGAACGAGAAAUAAACAACUUAGUUAAAAGAGCCGAUUUUAAUAACGAUUCAUACGUUCAAGAAUUUGGCUUGACAAUAUCGAAUAAUAUGGUGGAAGUUAGGGGUCGUAUUCUAGCUCCACCCAAGCUACAGUACGGAGGGCGCUUGAGUUCCCUCAGUUGUCAGGCAAAGAACCAGGCCUCACCAAUUCAAGGUGUAUGGGACAUGCGUGGCAAACAAUUCUUCACGGGCGUGGAAAUCAGAGUUUGGGCAAUAGCUUGUUUUGCACCACAAAGAAGCGUUCGCGAAGACUCAAUACGGCUGUUUAUAGCACAAUUGCAAAGAAUAAGCAAUGAUGCUGGAAUGCCCAUUAUUGGACAACCAUGUUUCUGUAAAUAUGCUACUGGGCCAGAUCAAGUGGAACCCAUGUUUAAAUAUUUAAAAAUGACAUUUGCAUCGUUGCAGCUUGUGUGUAUUAUACUGCCUGGAAAAACUCCUGUAUAUGCUGAAGUCAAAAGAGUUGGAGAUACAUUAUUGGGUAUGGCAACUCAAUGUGUACAGGCAAAAAAUGUUAAUAAAACAUCACCGCAAACGUUGUCUAAUUUAUGCCUGAAGAUUAAUGUAAAGUUAGGUGGCAUUAAUAAUAUUUUAGUACCCAGUUUUCGGCCAAAGGUGUUUGACGAACCUGUCAUAUUCUUUGGAGCCGAUGUAACUCAUCCACCUGCUGGAGAUAAUAAAAAACCUAGCAUAGCCGCAGUGGUUGCUAGUAUGGAUGCUCAUCCAUCUCGAUACGCAGCUACUGUUAGAGUUCAACAGCACAGACAAGAGAUCAUUCAAGAACUUAGUUCAAUGGUGAUGGAACUUCUCCUUAGAUUUUAUAAAAGCACUGGGGGAUAUAAACCACAUAGAAUAAUUCUUUACCGCGAUGGUGUCUCAGAAGGACAAUUCUUGCACGUCUUGCAGCAUGAGUUAACUGCCAUUCGCGAAGCUUGCAUGAAACUCGAAGAUGAUUACAAACCUGGGGUAACAUUCAUCGUAGUACAGAAAAGACAUCACACGCGAUUAUUUUGUUCGGAUAAGAAAGAACAAAGCGGAAGAAGUGGAAACAUCCCAGCGGGUACAACAGUUGAUAUUUGUAUAACGCAUCCCACCGAGUUUGAUUUCUACUUAUGUAGUCACCAAGGCAUCCAGGGCACUUCACGACCAUCGCAUUAUCAUGUACUCUGGGAUGAUAAUCACUUCGAAAGUGACGAAUUACAGACUCUUACGUAUCAACUGUGUCACACAUAUGUUAGGUGUACAAGAUCCGUUAGUAUACCUGCGCCAGCAUAUUAUGCUCAUCUUGUAGCAUUCCGAGCCAGAUAUCAUUUGGUAGAAAAAGAACAUGAUAGUGGAGAAGGAUCUCAUCAGUCGGGCUGCAGCGAAGACAGAACACCAGGUGCAAUGGCAAGAGCUAUCACAGUUCAUGCAAACACAAAGCGAGUUAUGUACUUUGCAUAAUUCUUCUUCUUUAAGCCUUUCUCAUACACAUGCCACUAUAUAAUAUCAUCAAAAUUAUAAUCACCAUAUCUUGCAUGUGGAUAUUUCUAGACUGCUUAAAUGCUAGAGAAUUAAUCUUGCGUGGCCAAUUUUUUUGCUUGUUUAAAUAAGUCUGUCCAAUACCUUGAAUGUGUCGAGUAAAUUUAUAUCAAAUUUUUUUCCCCUUCCUUUUUAGUAUUCUAUUUUAACAUACCGACUAGGUUUUGGACAGACUUUCCAAACAUUUUAGGAAGUAGGUUCUAAAAGAGGUGCUUUUAGUUAAUCAUGUUUUGGAUUAGAUUAUGACGUACGCAGCUUGACUCAUGAGACGUUUCGCGGUAUAGACAACAUGGACGAAUAAUAGAACAAACAGAUCAGCUGUUGUACAUAUUACGCUUAUUUUAUUUUUAGAUGUUGAAUUUGUAGGAUACAAAAUAGUACUCUAGCAUUUGUAGUAUACAAAAACACAAUGCUGCACGAAUUCAUCGUUGUAUGAAUCGCUUACGAGACUGUUAUCUCGUUUAUGCGUAAUUAUCAUAUUGUGUGGGAUGAAUUAACUAUUUUUUGUAAAAAGACUAGACAUGUGGGUCAUGCGUUAAUGAAAAAAAAAAUUGGCAUGGUACUUCUUAUCGUGCCAAAGCAUAUUCGUGAUCAUGCUCGUACGAUUCUCUAUAAAUAUAUUUAUGACACCUAUCAUAUUUAUCAUAAGCACUCAAAAAAUUAGUCACUCAAGUAAUAAAAUGUUGAUAGGGAGAUGCAAAUAAAUAAAAGAUUUGUAAAUGUUAACUGUCAAAGCCUCCAAGCCAAUGGCCAAAAUAAGUUAGGAAUCUAUCGUAUUAAAAUCCAAAGUUGUGGCAAGUUGAUUAAAUACAGUGUUAUACAACAGUGUUAUAUCAUAAGAGUUGUAAACAACAUUGUGCCACAUUGGCUGAAUGAUAUCUUUUAUUUUUGAGUUUUGUCUAAAUCUAAUGUCAUUUGUCAGGAUUGUUUAAGAUACUUGGAAUAUUGAUUUGAACAGAAGUCAGUGAAUCGGGGAAGUUUCGCAUAAUUACUGACUGUUGAAAGUGGCAUAAAUAAUCAAGGGUCAUUCUAUAUAUAAGGGGACGUAGUUAAACACGAUAUUAUUGAAUAAUUAUUAUGUAGAGCGAAAACCAAGAAUAUACAUUUUAUUCAAUUUAUUUUAGUUUUGUUUACAUUAGUAUUUUGCAUGUGGCACAGAAAUUAUCCUGUGCGCUUAUGUAAGAAAAGCUAACAAUAAGACGCAGCUGAUAAUGGGGUAGCACUUUAUUCAUAUCAAUUACGCAUUGUUGUUAACAUUUCGAAGGUAAAUGGGUACCUUUUAUGUGGUAUUUAAGACAACGGAACGAUAUCUGUUCAAAAAAAUACAAAAGCUUAAGUUAAACCUACAUGGCAUUAGAUUUGGGCUAAUGACAAAGACCCAACAAUGCAAAAAAUGAUUUGAUUAAUAGUAGGAUAAGGAUAAUUCAGUGAUUGAAAAAUAGGUGAGAAAUAUAAUGUGAAUUAUAUAUGGAAUUAUAUAAUGUGGAAUCAUAGGAUAAGUUAUUAUAUUUGUCGUGUAACGCAAAUUUUAAAGUCCUCAAAUUUAUAUUCUAACGAAUUCUUCAUUCAUGAUUCGGACGCAAAUAGAAUCUAUUUACAUGGAACAAUAAUCGUAAUCAACACAAUAACUGUAUUAAGAGCCUUACAAGCAACUACACUGUAGAGCCAAUAGAUAGGAUAAUGAAAUGUAUAAAUAUGUAUUGAAUACCGUGCGCAAGAAAUCGUUUACUGUAUAUUGCUAGAAUCAUUAAUGCACUAGUAACGUUUUAGAUGACCUUCAUUCUUACAAACACAACAUUUAAUUUUCUUUUAAUCUAACAGUAUUAAGAAUAGUAAAACGUACCAGUACACGAUCGAAGUAAAAAACAUUGUUCUCGAAUACACCGACGGGGUGUUGGAAAUUUUCCUUAAAUCUAAAUGCGGACACAUUAAUAUAUAUUAAUAUCAUUUGAGAUAUCGUGACUUGUGUCAUCUGGAAUGUGUGGAAUAUCGUGUAUUAAUGAUUCUAAUUUUAGAUUUUUAAGUACUAAAACGUUAAUAUUAUCGCGGAAAGUAUGAAAAGGACCCUCACGUACCACUAAUUAAUAUUUAUUCUAGUUGUAAAUUUAAGGACCCUCACGUACCACUAAUUAAUAUUUAUUCUAGUUGUAAAUUUAAGUCUGUAACCUAGAAAAUUACUUACAGUUACAUAACGCUUAUUAAUAACAUUUAAUACAUACUUUCCGACUUGGUUAAAAAAUUAGGGAAUUUGCUAAAUAUUAUUUGAACGUGAGUAAGGGUUGAAGCAUAAUCUUUGAGCGUUCGAAACGAUAGCUCAGCGGUUGAAUUAGUUUUAAAUAACAGCAGGCAGCAGAUAAGCAAAUGCAAAUAUUGAAAGUGGUAUAGCAAAUUAUAGUACUACAAAUCACGAUCAACGGGGGGAUGAAAAGUUUAUUAUUUGUGUUGUUGAGGGUAUAAAGGUACCAAAAUGUCCGAAUGCGAAGAGUUUAAUAAUUAGUGAAUUAAGAAUCAAUUUCAAUCGUAAUGAGGCCAUACAGAUCUAUUAGAUUUUAAGUAAGUGAAUCCAUAUGCUGCAAAUAAGUGCAGUCUAUGCGUAAUCGGUGCGCAAGUAAAUACCAAAAUUGGAGAUUUUAAUUCCAUUUUACUAUACAUCUUUUUGUGCUUAAAAUUAAGCAGUUCUUUUCGACGAGAUUUUUCUCGGAGAUGUUCGACAGUACUUGAUAUUUCCCUGCGCCCGAUCAAGACACUGACAUCCAUUUGUAAAUAUAUUUCAGUAAUUUAUCGAUAAAUCAUUUUCCCAUUUAGUAAUUAAUAUGCAGUGAGCAAAAAAUGGAAGCUUACAAAGAUUUUUGUAAUUUUUAAUUCGAUCGUAAUGAAUUGAGGUAAUAAUUGUAUAUUGUUUAUCCAUCUGUUUAAUCUGAUGCAACAAACUGCAUUAAAAGAAAGCAAUUGAUAUCAUACAUGAAACGCAAACUAAACUUGUACCUAAUACGUUUAAAAAAAAAAAGGAAAACAUAAAGACAAUUUAAACUUUGAAGGAAACGGGUUUAUGAAAUGAACUUAGCGUGUAAUAAAAUAACCGAGUCUAUUCACAAAACAAGAGUUUUCUCCUUACCACGUGUCCCAGACAUUUUAAAAUAAGACAAAUAAUUUAUAUUUGUAUAUCAGAUAACAUAUAUUAUAUAUAUAUAUGUGAAAAUUUACUGUAUUGCAUUUGUUAACAAAUGCUGUGUGCAAAAUAUACAUAUGAAUUAUACAACAAUUCCAGAAUUAAGAUAACGACAAACAUCUUUGUAUUUCGAAGAGCGUUUUUAAGUUACAUCUUAAUUAAUUGUAUUUGCAUGUGAUCGAUUUUUGUAAUUAGUAAGCCGUUUUACUUUUAAAUAAUGUCUUAUUCCCAGGAAAUCAUAAUUGUCAGUGUUAUUAUGUAGCGUUCAUUGAUAAGCUAAGUACAUAUACAGAUUAAUCGUAUCAAGCUCGAUGAGUAAUUAAUUGUUAAAACUAUUGAAUGUCUACUAAAUUAUUUCACAGUAUUAGUAUUAAUUCAUCAUCAUUUUUAUUGUAAUAUCAUCCGUGCACAAAAUUAUGUAGGAAAGUGGCGAUUCUUCUUUUUUAUUAUUAUUAUUAUUAUUAUUACUUUUUUUUUUUUUAGUAUUCGUAAGUGACUCAUGAAGCGCCACCAAAGCCUUGACGUUGCGAUAUUAUGAGUUUUGAGAAAUUCUACUUACGCUUAUGAUGAAAUAAAUAAAUUGUAUUAACGAGACUAAGCACUAUGUUUUAAUGUAAAAAGAUAAUGGUCAACUUUUCUAAGAAAUGCAAACAACUGUUUUGAGAAAACAACAAGAGUCUGAAUGGAUAUCAGGCGCAGAGUGAAUAGUUUCGUAAUUGACGCAAAAAAGCAAGUUGAAUAAUAUUUUUCCAGUGUUACUGUUUACUUUUCCUAUGAAAUCUGAACCAUUAUCUAGCAGCAUCGAUGAAAGCAUCAAGGAACUUAUAUUAUCCUAGUGUAAAUUUACUUAAACAAUAAAGCGUACGCGAAAGCGCUUAAGAGAAUAGAUAUAAAAACAAUAAAAUGUCAGCUUUAAGAAUGCCAGAACUUCGAACAAGAUCAGUGAUGGCGUUCCUAUUCAACAAUUAAUUAAUCCAAGCUUCAUUAUAUAGUAUCGUUGAUUUAUUAUUAUCUAGAUAUUUCUCGUUUCUAAAUGUGAAUGUGUCGUACCUACCAGUGAAUAUCGCACGAAUAAGCAUAUUGAAAUAAGGGGAUACCGAUUAAUGAUGAUCAUUAAUAACGAUAAUAAUUAGCCAACUGUAAAAGUAACGCUUUAUAGGCUAAGCUGAUUUCUUGCUGUAACGCGCUUCUUCAUCAGUGAUCUCAAAGAAUGCUUGUGCACCUUCUAUUUGUGUUACUGUAUGUUAAAGCACGAGCUCUUUUAAUCUUACGCGUAUCAACGGGCUCGAGCACCGUAAUUACUCUAACAAUAACAAACAAAAUUCACGCAAGUUUGUAAUUUCGAAACUCCGAAUCACAAUCGAAAAGAAUACGAUUGCUGUUUGUAGGCAGUCUGUCAGGCGACUUUUACUAUACCAGUAGGAUAAUAAUCGAUAAUUUGAACAAUUUCUGAUUACUGUAGCGAUCGAUAAUUCAGAUUUUUUAUAUUCACUAUUCUGUUAAUGCAAAAGUGAUGCAAAUUUCUUUUGGAUCAAGUGUACAUUCUGCAAAAUUGUAGAAAUAAUUUUUGAAUUAAAAUUAAAGUCAAUCGGUUCAAUUAGGAAUGCAAUUAAUAAAUUGUAUGUUAAAAACGUGUAAUGCGUUUGUCACUUAUACAUGAAAUUACAAUAUUCUUAGAGUAAUUGUUACGUUCGAUCAUAUGUUAUAGUUAUAAAGUAUUAACACUUUAUCGACUGGUAGCGUUUGGACAUAUGUAUAAUUAAAUUUAAUAAUAUUUUUUAUUUUCGUAAGAUUAGUAUUUACCGUAUUUCUUUUUUCUUUUAAAAAUUGUGUUCGUAAGAGCUAAUUUUCAAGUUUUCCAAUACAAUCUAAUGCAGCAUGUUACCCACCGUGUGGAAUGAAAAUUGCAUUUACUUUUGUAUCAAUUCAAUCAAGUGAUGUAUCGUUGUAAUAUUUAGCGUUUAAUGCACGACAUUUUCGACGAAAAUACGAUAGCAUAAGCUCACGAGAGUAUGAGUAAAGGGUGUUGUGAAUGCAAAGAAAGUAUGCAGUAAGAAAAUAUUAAAAUUACAAAUGAAUAAAUUGAAAGACUGUUAAAAAUGCGACUUUGGGCGCGUUUUAAUUAUGAUUGGCUUUAUUCGAAAGGCAUUGCCGACAAAUGUGAAUAAAUAAAAUGGAUAGCGUAACGACGACAACACUUGCAACUGGCAAAGUUUAUCGAGUCAGCUGAUCGUAUUAGGGACGCGGUAUCAGUUAUACGGUUUCAACAAGUUGAAACACUUUUAAGUGAAGUUACCGAGAUCUGUGAAAAUUUACAAUUUCGUUAAAAUUUUGUGUCAUUUCAUAUUGCAUGCCUGUUGUUUUAGUUUCGAGCUUUUAUACAAAAAUGUAACAGAAAGAAAUAUUAGAAUGCUACUGUACCUGUUGAAUUUUGGGAAAUACAAAUUAAAGAAAGAUCGUCUCAGUAUGAGUGUAUUAAACAUUGUCAAUAGUAUCUGGUCAAUAUGUUCAUUUUAAAGAGUCAACUUAAAAAUGUAUGCUUCGCUAAAGCGAUUCGUUCGUACUACUAUAAAACACUUUGGUGAACACUUGAACACCGAAAGACUUUUAUAUGCUUGUAUCAUUUUACGUAUUUUGCAUCGAUUUGUCAAUUUAUCCUAACUUUUAAAUAGUGUACUUUUCAAAAAUGACAAUUACAACUUUCAGAAUUAUAUUUUUCAGUGAGGUAUUCAAAUUGAAUACAAGCAUGUAUUUUAUGACACAUACCGUAUGUCCGAUUAGGGUGUGAAUUGAUGUCAACUGUAUGUUUCGAAUAAAUUUAUAUUUCCUUUAUUAUUUUUACAACAUAAACGAUCAAUGUAUUUUCAAUUAAAUAUUCAAUUGGGGAGUAAAUAAAACUAUUAAAUCACUAAAAAGAAA
Hylaeus anthracinus is the source of this 9866-nucleotide messenger RNA. It is a transcript of the gene AGO1, whose product is annotated as protein argonaute-2. NCBI's taxonomy places the organism in Eukaryota, Metazoa, Arthropoda, Insecta, Hymenoptera, Colletidae. The coding region runs from base 641 to 3700 and encodes 1019 amino acids. Gene Ontology annotation, molecular function: RNA binding; protein binding. The transcript is spliced from 15 exons. The record is from RefSeq and is a predicted model, not a curated record.